AUCCGCUUCCCGUUCGGGAUGUUCUGGCUGGAGUCGCGCCCGCUCCACGUAUUUCUGCCAUCUUGAGAGAAUACCGUCCGCGCCGGAUCACACGCCUAAAACCAUGAGAAGAUUGUGCGCACAAGAAGAGUAAAGCAAUGUGCUCCACGAAUCAUCCAGCCAACUGGGUUACAUUUGACGAUGAAGGGACGACCUUCUCCUCACCCCAGAAAUCCCCGCGCUCUCCUACAUCAAACUCGGGUUCAGUACCUCGGCCUAACGGGUUGAAACUUGUUCUGCCAUCCCUGGGAAGUGAAUCAUGGAGCUUCAGCUCUGCCAUCGAAUCCCCUUCCAUGGAUUUCAGCCUCAAUGGGAGUUCAUGUGUGCCCAGAAACACUCCUCUGCACACUCCGGCGGGUCUGUCUCCCUUACAUUACGCUCCUCAGGAGCAGCCGGACUUCUCCAGCGGUCUGUCCAGCUUCUCUCAGAGAGACUCCAUGAAGCUGCCUGAAGGCUCUGCUUCUCUCAAUGCAACCCGUGAUGAGCCAGGCCAUUUUAACCCCUUCUGGGGGGAAGCUGAGCACAAACGAGUGUCCUGGACCUCAUCGUCCGACUCAGACUCUGGACCCAGUUUGCCCCGUUUCUUCAUCCGUUCCAAGGACGGCAACGAGCCGCCCCAAGACCACCUUCAGUACUCCUACUCCUACAUAUGCCAUAAACUAGAACAGCUGAGAACAGAGGAGAACCAGCAGGAAGGUGAUGAUGGGAAACCAGAAAAGGAGAAGCAACCUUCAGGCUUAGGUGCUGUGAAAGAUCAAGCAAUGAACAGAACUCGGUCAGCCUUCGUCCCACAGGGAUUGUUCCUCAGUCAGAGGAGACACGGUUGGUCCUUGAUGCUUCGGAUCCCAGAGAAGAAGAACCGCAUGUCCUCGCGCCAGUGGGGUCCCAUAUACCUGCAGCUGCUGCCCGGAGCGCUGCUGCAGCUCUUUUAUGAGAAGGGCUUGGAGAAACCCUUCAAAGAGUUCCAGCUGCAUGCCUACUGCGCUCUCUCAGGUCCGAAGCUCGAGAGUUAUGGCGAGCCGCGCAAGAUCGCCACGCUGAAGGUCGAGCAUGUGUCGUACGUCGAGAGAAAGCGCUAUCACCCCAAACAUGAGGUGACCCACGAACCAGAAGUGGAGCAACUCUUGAAGUUCGGCACCACAGAAUACGGAGACAUGGAGGACUUGCUGGUGUCCAUAGAAGAAGAGCUCCUGCGAUUACCAGUGCCGCACCAGCAGCACAAACACUACGAAGAGCAGGAGCUGUCCUUGCAGAUAUCUGACCGCGUCUGGAUGCGGCAGAAUAAGGACGGCGCUGUUCUCGAGUGCACGGCCGUUACACAAAUUCACUGUCUCGCCUUCUUGAACGGGGCGGCGGAGUGCUUCCUAGCUCUGAAUGACCUGGGGCUUCUCAGACAAGCUCCUGCGUACGCCUCUGAUGAGGACGAGGAGGUCUGGAUGGCGAUCGCAGACUACCAUUUCCAUCGGUGUGUCAUAGAGGCAGAGUUUGUAGACAAGCGGCUGAUUAAGUUCUGUCCUCCGGACGCUUGUCGAGUGGAGCUGGUGCGCUACAGGACAGUGUCGCUCCACUGCGGGGAGCCCCCGCUCUCUGUUAAAGCCCUGGUGACUGUGCAGGGUGCCUGCAUCGAGCUCCAGGUCUUCCUCAACGUCUUGUCCAGGUUCCCAUCGCCUACAGAGACGGUCUGUGAAAACGUUGUACUUCAGGUGCCGUUCCCGGGCGACUGGGUCAAAGUGCCCAACAGCAUGUCGCUGCUGCGGCAGAAAUCUCUGAAGGUUCGCAUGAACAGAAACACGUGUCUGGGCUCAGCGCAUGUGGCCGAGUCUCAGUCUGUGAUGCACGUGUCUGUCGGCACGGUCAAAUAUGAGAACGUGCAUCGAGCCGUCGUGUGGAGAAUCGAGCGGCUUCCUCCCAAGAACAUGGGUAAGAAAACACAGCUCCCUAUUUGAAUAUCAGUGGUGGAUAUAUUAUAGGUUAAAGAAAAAUAUAUACAUUAUACACAGGACAUAAUCUUAUCUCAGUGAGGUAAAGUUUUUGAGUCAGGACCGCAGAUAGAAUCAGAUGACUGCACUGCAGACAUCAUAACAGUCCAAGGGGUUUUGACACUAAGGAAGGAAAUGAUGGGAAUAGUAAUAAUUAUUUGUUUAC
Messenger RNA from Sinocyclocheilus grahami, 2184 nucleotides. It is a transcript of the gene ston1, whose product is annotated as stonin 1. NCBI's taxonomy places the organism in Eukaryota, Metazoa, Chordata, Actinopteri, Cypriniformes, Cyprinidae. Gene Ontology annotation, biological process: endocytosis. The coding region runs from base 138 to 1985 and encodes 615 amino acids. The record is from RefSeq and is a predicted model, not a curated record. The transcript is spliced from 2 exons.